ACCUCAGAAGUUUUUUUUUUGCUUUUUGUGACGUAUUGUAGCCUUGUUUCAUGUCAUGUGAACUGAUUUUAACUUGACACAGAAGAGAAGGUGCUUAGGAUUCAUCAACCAAUAGGAUCAUCACACAUAGACUGGGACCUAUGAUAGUUAUUGCAGUCGUAGGAUUUAAGUAACGGACAGCAGGAAGCAACUUCAGAACUGGAUUCUUCAACCUCUUUCACUUUGCAAUUACACAUACGGCUAAUAAACAUCUCACCGGGACAAGAAGGAGAGAAUGACCGUAAACUGAAGUCAUCUGACACUUGGAUUGUGAAAUAUUCCCUUCAGUCGACAAAAAAUGGCUUGUUAUUUUAGGUUAAUAGUCCAGGUUGUGUUCUGCAUCGUUCUCCCAACAGUUUCAACUGAUGAAUCCAACCCUAUUAACUCCACAAUUAUCAGAGAACUGCUCAUCUCAUCACAUGAAGAAAGCCUUAAAAUUGUUGAUGAAGUCCUUUUCCAUGAGAGACAAAGGAGAAGCACAUCAGCGUCUAACAUGCAUGUGUUGACAUUCCUCCGGCAAACGGAGCCUGAAACCCAGGAGAUUUCACGAGCUGCAGAAGUUUUUCAAACAACAUUACAAGUAUUAAAGAACAGAGCAAGACAGAGAUAUAAAAGGGAAGUCACAACAUCAGAGUUGCUGUCAAUGAGUGAUGUGGAGCUGCUUGCAGAGCUGUCAGAGUGCCUCAUUCCCCUGCAAUCUAUCACCUGCCCACAAGAUGAUGACGACAAAUACCGCACCAUAACUGGCCUUUGCAAUAACAGGCAAAAUCCUCUCUGGGGAGCAGCCAACACUCCCUUCGUCAGAUGGCUUCCAGCUGAAUAUGAAGACGAAGAGAGAGAACCCAAGGGUUGGAACCCAGGACGGCUCUAUAAUGGAUUCCAACUUCCCUUGGUAAGGCAAGUCAGCCAAGAAAUCCUGCGGAGCUGCAGUAAACCUAGUGAUGAUGCUUUUUCCCAAAUGCUGGUGGAAUGGGGUCAGUACAUCAACCAUGACAUAACCUUUACCGCCCAAAGUCCCGGCACAGCUAUGAGAAUGUCAGGUGUGGACUGUUUAAACACAUGUGAAAAUGUGCAUCCUUGUUUUCCCAUAAAGUUCAGUCAGAUGCAGUGUGGUGAACAAGACUGCCUGCCUUUUACUCGCUCCGCACCAGCUUGUUUUGUCAAUUGCACGUCUGAUGUCAGACAAGCUCUGCAGCGACAGCAGAUGAACAUCAUUACAUCGUUCAUUGAUGCUUCUCUGGUAUAUGGAAGCACACCCAAACAGCAAGCCUCCCUCCGAGACCUGUCCAGCGAUGAGGGGAAACUUGCUGUAAAUGAGCGACUGAAGGAUCCCAAAGGAAGAGACUACCUUCCUUUUGUGGCCAGCCUGCCCUCACCCUGUCGACAGGACCCUAACGAUGUGGAUGGGGAGAGAGUGGAGUGUUUCGCCGCUGGAGACACUCGGGUCAACGAGGGCUUGCCCUUGACCGUGUUGCAUACUCUUUUUUUUCGAGAGCACAAUCGAAUUGCAGGAGAACUCAAACGUAUCAACUGUCACUGGAGCUCGGAGACCGUGUACCAAGAAGCACGCAAGAUUAUUGGAGCUCUCCACCAGAUCAUAACUAUGAGAGACUAUAUGCCUAAAAUUCUCGACCAAGAGUCCUUUGAUCAUUACAUCGGACCCUAUGAGGGAUACGAUGAAACAGUGGACCCCUCAGCCUCCAAUGUGUUUGCCACUGCUGCAUUCAGGUUCGGCCAUCCUACCAUUUCACCGAUCCUCAUGAGACUGGAUGAAAAGUUCCAGGAACAUAAGUGUUUCCCCCACUUGAGACUGCACCAGACUCUCUUCAGUCAAUGGAGAAUAGUUAAAGAAGGUGGAAUUGAACCGAUCCUGAGAGGUAUGAUUGGAGUGGCAGCACGAACUGUUAGCCCAGACAUGCUCGUGACAGAAGAAGUAGCUCAAAAAUUGGUUGUCCUUAAUAUUCCCAGGGAGAUGGAUUUAGGUUCAUUAAAUCUGCAGAGAGGGAGAGACCACGGCCUCCCAGGAUACAAUGACUGGAGAGUAUUCUGUGGACUGAGCCCCAUUAAGACCCUAGAUCAUCUCAAAAGCAUUGUAAAAGAUACCAGUGUUGCAGAGAAGAUACUAAAAAUAUACAAGCAUCUUGAUAAUAUUGAUGUAUGGUUUGGAGGAAUCAUUGAAAGCUUCAAUCCCAACUCAAGAAUCGGUCCUCUGUUCUCCUGCCUCAUGGGAAAGCAGAUGAAAGCGCUGCGGGAUGGUGACAGGUUUUGGUGGGAGGCGGAAAAUGUAUUCACGCAGCAACAGAAGGCUGAGCUUUCAAAAACAUCUCUGUCUCGAAUUAUUUGUGACAACACUGACAUUAAGGAAGUCCAUCCAGAUGCCUUCAGGUUUGAGAAAUACCCCUCUGGUUACCUGUGUUGUGAUGAUAUACCAUCAAUUAAUUUGGAAGCCUGGAGAGAGGAGAAGCACUGAGGUUGACUUGCAAGUCCUCUGGGCCGUUCUUGAAAGAUGUUCUUUUGAAUAUUAUCGGUUCUGCUAUACAUUAAUGUCUGAAAGUUAUCACUGGGCUCCGAAAUUGGAAAAUAUGUCUCUUGAAGACAGAAAAUAAUAAGAGUUUUAUUAUAUUGUCUUGUACAUCUAGUAAAUUGGUUGCUUUGUACGACUGCUGCCAUGGAUUCUAAUUAAAGGGACUGCUGCAUUAGUUUUUAAGAUUCAGGAUUCAAGAAUGUUUAUUGUCAUUAUGUGCACUUAAUUACAUUUUUCUUAGAGGUAGUUCUCAGCUAGAUAAAAAAUAAAGAGAAAAUAUAAUAACACUCAAGAAUCUGUACAUCAAUAUAAAAAACACUAAAGAAUAAGUGUAUCAAGACCAUGUACAAUGUAUAUAGAAAGAAAUGUAAAAAAAAAAAAAAAAAUGUAGAUUCCAGUGCGUUAACAAUAACAGAGCAAAACAAUAUGUGCUGUUAGGAUACAAU
This is a messenger RNA of Sphaeramia orbicularis (orbiculate cardinalfish), 3009 nucleotides long. RefSeq names its product thyroid peroxidase (gene tpo). The coding region runs from base 338 to 2509 and encodes 723 amino acids. Gene Ontology annotation, biological process: response to oxidative stress. Lineage: Eukaryota; Metazoa; Chordata; Actinopteri; Kurtiformes; Apogonidae. Gene Ontology annotation, molecular function: peroxidase activity; heme binding. The record is from RefSeq and is a predicted model, not a curated record. The transcript is spliced from 11 exons.